UCUUUAGAGUGAACAACAUGCUGAGCCUUGAGCAGCAGUAGUACUCUAAGAAGAUGUCUACGAGAAUUAUUGUGUUUCUGUUCGCUCUCGGAUUGAGUGCAGUUGCAAGUUUCGAUUUUCCAACUGGAAAACGAAUUUCAGAAAAGAAAUGUGACGAAUAUCGUAAGCUAACGGUAAAGACAUCGACCCUGAUAACGCUAUCCAUUCGUCCGACGGCAAUCAAGUACGAUGACUACAAGUGCCCGAACACGGUGGAUUUGAUUGUGGGGGGUGAAGAGGCACGACGAGGAGAAUUUCCUCAUCAAGCCCUGCUCGGGUACCCCUCUGAAAGUGAUCCGCAAAAGAUCGAAUUCAACUGUGGUGGGUCGCUAAUCAGCAAACGAUUUGUGCUUACAGCUGCCCAUUGUGGUGGUCGUGGCAGUCCUACAGUGGUGCGACUGGCUGAACUUGAUUUGGUUAUUGACGACGACGAACAGGUGGACUUCGAUGUGGAGCAGUUUAUCAAGCAUCCGAAGUACUCGUCUCGCCGAGCGUAUCACGAUAUCGCUCUGGUCAAAUUAGUACAAGAUGUCUACUUUACGAGAAUGCUGCGACCGGCUUGCUUGUGGACAGGAAGUUACUUGAAUAUGAGCACUGCAUUGGCAACCGGCUUUGGAAAAACGGAGUUCACUGGAAGCACUUCGGACAUCUUGCUGAAGGUACAGUUGGACAUUUUCGAUAAGAUUAAUUGCAGUAUCUACAACACAAAUCGAAAGCUGCCACAGGGUAUCAUCGACAGUCAGAUUUGUGUGGGAAGCCUUCGCGGUCCGCAGGAUACCUGUCAGGGCGAUUCCGGUGGACCGUUGGAAAUUGUGACGGACCAGCAGGGUUGCACGUACCAUUUAAUCGGCAUAACCUCCCUUGGGGCAGCCUGUGGGCUAGGAUCACCGUCGAUCUACACCAGGGUGUCGAGUUAUAUCGAUUGGAUCGAAACAACCGUUUGGGGUUCCGACGGGGGUGAUUGAAGGACACGCACGAUAAACUGAAUGGCUGCUGGUUCAUAGGUAGGGCAAGAUGGGACAAGAUGGAUUAAAGGGGGAAGAUGGGUCAGCUAUUAAAUUUAUUAAUUUAUGGUUUGCUUUUUCAAACCAGCAUUGGGGCUACAUUGAGCCUGUUGAAGUUGACAAUCAAAAAAUAUAA
Ochlerotatus camptorhynchus is the source of this 1179-nucleotide messenger RNA. Its product is annotated as serine protease snake-like. Gene Ontology annotation, molecular function: serine-type endopeptidase activity. The record is from RefSeq and is a predicted model, not a curated record. The coding region runs from base 54 to 1004 and encodes 316 amino acids. NCBI's taxonomy places the organism in Eukaryota, Metazoa, Arthropoda, Insecta, Diptera, Culicidae. Gene Ontology annotation, biological process: proteolysis. The transcript is spliced from 4 exons.